AGAAACUAUAGGUAUCAGUGGUCAACUGGAGAGCACACUGGUUGGAUACUGAGUUUUUUUUUUUUUUUUUUUUUUUUUUUAAGAGCUAUCUAGAGCUGUUCCAGAGACUACAGGAAAGGCCAUGGCCUUCCGGUCUCAGAAGGAGAUGUUUGAAAAGAUGGAGGAAUCCUUUAAAAUCUGCGCAAGCUGUGAAAACCGACCAAAUCAGCUUUCAAACUCACAGACCCUCAAGCGUUGUGUCAGAUGUCUGAAUGCCUACUACUGCUGUAAAGAGUGCCAGAAGGCUGACUGGCCCAAGCACAAGAAGUUCUGCUCACAGCUGCGCCAAGUAGCUAUUGACAGAGUUGUGGAGUGGCUUGUGUUCAAAGGGGAUCUGCCGUUCCCCACAGACAAAUGGUCAAAGCCUCAGUCAGAGGUGAAGUGCUGGGAUGACUGGCUCGCAAUGCAGGGAGACCUAACACCUCGCCUCGAUCCCAUUUUGACUGGAGCCAAUAUGAAAGACCUGUGGACCAAUGCUGGCAGACCCCGGCCAGAUGAUGAUGACCUGAAGCAGUCACUGUGGAGGGUUUCAAGCGAGUUCCUCUCCAGGCCCUUGACCAUAGCUUGGGGAAUGAGGCUUUUUGGCCUUAACCCUUAUUCCAAACCUCUUACCAUUCACCUGGUGGGAGCGGGCCAGAGUGAGACUCUGGGAGCCAGACUGACAGACUACGAUGAGUUGAACUGCAUGUUCCCUGGACACCAGGGUCUGGAGGUGGUCAUGGUGGGACCAGAGGUGAUGGAUGGUCCCAUCAUGAGGCCUCCUCUUAAGGCAUUUGGCCCCAGACAGAGGGUCUACAUCAGUGCCUACAAGGGCCUGUACCACCAGUUCUGGGAGGAUGUGGUGGAAAAAGAGGAAGCAGCCAAACCAGACCUGGUUGUUGGAUUUCAUCCUGGGUUUGAUGCCAGUCAAGGCCUGGACCAAGGUUGGCUUCCAACACUUCUGCUCCUCAGGGAUUAUGAGAUUCCUUCUCUUUUCACUGCUCUCAAUGAGACAGAGAUGACGUACUCCCUGCAGAUCCUGUCAGAGUUGGAGAUGGACAUGAAGGGAAGUGGUCCCAACCCCUUUGCCUCGCUGAAACCAGAAAUUGUGGGUUCGUGUCCCAACAAGCCCACUGUCUACUGCAACUCGCACUACUUCUGUUUCCAGGGUCUGCUGGAGACCGUGGAGUUUGAGGAACCGGAGGAGGACUGAAGGAGUGUGCUGCUGUAGUGAUAACACACUGUCGACUGUCAUCAAAUUUUAGACGCUCAAGAGCAGCAUUUUU
This is a messenger RNA of Myripristis murdjan (pinecone soldierfish), 1304 nucleotides long. Its product is annotated as putative protein MSS51 homolog, mitochondrial. Bases 122 to 1231 code for a protein of 369 amino acids. The record is from RefSeq and is a predicted model, not a curated record. The transcript has 6 exons. Lineage: Eukaryota; Metazoa; Chordata; Actinopteri; Holocentriformes; Holocentridae.